CAGUGAAGUGAAGCUCGCGUCUCACCUCCAAUGGCUUCUCCUCUCCGUCUCUCCGUCCUCUCUCCCUCCUUCUCUCCCCUCACUCUCCUCUUCUCCACUUCCUUCAAGCCCUCUCGUCUCCUUUCUCCUCCUCCUCACGCCUCUGUGUCCUCCUCACCCUCUUCCUCUUCGUCUUCUACAACCCUAACUCCUCACAAGCUCUUCUCUACUUCUCUGAAGCUGGGUAGCUUCGAAGGUGUCAAAUGGGGCGAUCUUUGGAGCUUGAACAAUUGGGUAGUUCGUGAUUAUUAUCGUCUUGUUGAUUCUGUCAAUGGUUUGGAGCAGAGCGUUCGAGGGCUUUCUGACGAACAGCUGAGAUUAAAGACGACAGAGUUUAGACAGAGAUUGAGCCGGGGGGAGACCCUUGCGGAUAUUCAGGCUGAGGCUUUUGCUGUGGUUCGUGAGGCUGCUAGAAGGACACUGGGAAUGCGGCAUUUUGAUGUUCAGAUUAUUGGUGGUGCGGUGCUACACGAUGGAUGCAUUGCAGAGAUGAAGACUGGGGAAGGGAAGACACUAGUUUCCACACUAGCUGCCUACUUGAAUGCACUUGGUGGCAAUGGUGUUCAUGUGGUGACUGUGAAUGAUUAUUUAGCUCAACGUGACGCGGAGUGGAUGGGGCGCGUUCAUCGGUUUCUUGGUCUUUCUGUAGGUCUCAUACAGAGGGGCAUGAGGGCUGAUGAGAGGAGAUCCAAUUAUGGAUGUGAUAUAACAUACACUAAUAAUUCAGAACUUGGGUUUGACUAUCUAAGAGACAAUCUUUGUGGAAACAAAGGACAACUUGUUAUGCGAUGGCCAAAACCAUUCCAUUUUGCUAUUGUUGAUGAAGUUGACUCUGUCCUCAUUGAUGAGGGAAGGAACCCUUUAUUGAUAAGUGGUGAGGCGAAUAAGGAUGCUGCACGCUACCCAGUUGCAGCCAAAGUUGCUGAGCUGCUUGUACGAGGCAUCCAUUAUGAUGUGGAGCUUAAGGAUAAUUCUGUAAAUCUGACUGAGGAAGGAGUUGCACUUGCAGAGAUGGUUCUUGAAACAAAUGACCUAUGGGAUGAGAAUGAUCCUUGGGCAAGGUUUCUAAUGAACGCCUUGAAGGCUAAAGAAUUUUAUCGCCGGGAUGUCCAAUAUAUUGUUAGAAAUGGGAAGGCUCUGAUCAUUAAUGAGCUUACAGGCAGGGUUGAAGAGAAAAGGAGAUGGUCUGAAGGCAUUCACCAAGCAGUGGAGGCUAAAGAAGGCCUGCAAAUUCAGGCUGAUUCAGUUGUUGUAGCUCAAAUCACAUACCAAUCACUGUUUAAGCUUUAUCCGAAGCUGUCUGGGAUGACAGGGACUGCUAAAACUGAAGAGAAGGAAUUUCUAAAAAUGUUUCAAAUGCCUGUUAUUGAAGUUCCAACAAACUUGCCAAAUAUUCGGAUGGAUUUGCCCAUUCAGGCUUUUGCUACUGCACGUGGGAAAUGGGAAUAUGUACGGGAAGAAGUUGAACACAUGUUUCAAUUGGGUCGCCCUGUAUUAGUUGGAACAACAAGUGUUGAGAAUUCUGAAUAUUUGUCUGAGCUUCUGAAAGACCGGAAAAUUCCACACAAUGUUCUCAAUGCCAGGCCUAAAUAUGCGGCAAGGGAGGCAGAAACUAUUGCCCAAGCAGGUCGGAAAUAUGCCAUCACUAUUUCUACUAACAUGGCUGGUAGAGGAACUGAUAUCAUAUUAGGUGGUAAUCCAAAGAUGUUGGCCAAAAAAAUUCUGGAAGACAGAUUACUACCAUUUAUGACAGAAGAGGCUCCUAAUGUUGAAAUUGAUGGCGAGCAAAUUUCUCAAAAGGGUUUAUCAAAGAUCGAGAUAGGACCUUCUUCAAUCGCUCUGCUUGCUAAGGCUGCCUGUAUUGCAAAAUAUGGACGUAAGAGCAAGGAAGAUUGGCCGUAUCAGAAGGCUAAGCUUCUCAUUCAAGAGUCAAUUGAAAAAAGUCAAUCCGUUGACAUUGAUAAACUAGAAAAACUGUUGGCAGAGGAAUCUGAACUUUUCUUAGGUGAUGCUAUCACAUGUGCUUAUCUCUCAGUGCUGCAAGAUUGUGAGGCACAUUGUCUUAAUGAAGGAGCUGAAGUGAAAAGGCUGGGGGGACUUCAUGUGAUUGGAACAUCUUUGCAUGAGUCUAGGCGAAUAGACAAUCAGCUUCGUGGUAGAGCUGGUAGACAAGGUGAUCCAGGAUCAACAAGGUUUAUGGUGAGCUUACAGGAUGAGAUGUUUCAAAAGUUCAACUUUGAUACUGAGUGGGCUGUAAGGUUAAUAUCAAGGAUAACUAAUAAUGAAGAUAUACCGAUUGAGGGCCACACUAUUGUAAAACAGCUUCUUGGACUACAGAUAAAUGCAGAGAAGUAUUACUUUGGAAUAAGAAAGAGCCUUGUUGAGUUUGAUGAAGUCUUAGAGGUUCAAAGAAAGCAUGUCUAUGACUUGAGGCAGUUAAUAUUAACAGGUGACUCUGAGAGCUGCUGCGAACAUAUAUUUCGGUACAUGCAAGAGGUUGCGGAUGAAAUUGUAUUUGCAAAUGUUGAUCCACUUAAGAGCCCUAGAGAUUGGACUUUGGGGAAGCUCUUAGAUGAAUUUGUUGAUAUUGGUGGAACUUGUUUGGCAGAACAAUUUGCAGAAAUCAGGGAGGAAGACAUGCUGUCAUCCCUUGAAAAGGUACAUGGAUUAGAUUUUACAGUCAUUGACGCUUUCUCCCUUCCGGGCUUGCCAUUGCCUCCAAAAACAUUCAGAGGAAUACGCAAGAAGCAAUCCUCGCUAAAGCGUUGGCUCAAUAUUUGUGCAGAUGAGUCAAUGAAAAAUGGAGGAUUCCGAAGAAUUGCCAAUUUUCUCCGUAAGUACCUUGGGGACAUUUUGAUUGCUUCAUAUUUGCAGAUUGUUGAAGAAUCAGGCUAUGAUGAUACCUAUUUUCAGGAAAUUGAGAGAGAAGUAAUUGUGAAAAGUCUAGACUGUUUCUGGAGGGACCAUCUGAUAAAUAUGAAUAGGCUCAGUUCUGCGGUGAAUGUUAGAAGUUUUGGGCAUAGAAAUCCACUAGAAGAGUACAAGAUAGAUGGGUGUCGCUUUUUCAUCUCCAUGCUAAGUGCAACUCGAAGAUUGACAGUUGAAUCUUUAUUUCAGUAUUGGUCAUCUCCGAAGAACUCCGAAGAAUUAUUUGAACUAUAGAAAUGCACAAUUAAUGUUAAAUAUGUAUCUCUUAUGUACAAUCUUUCUUUUGGUGGUUGUGGACAUGCUUAUUAUAUUUGCUAAUUUAGGUUAUAA
Molecule: messenger RNA, 3297 nt
Organism: Dioscorea cayenensis subsp. rotundata (Guinea yam)
Lineage: Eukaryota; Viridiplantae; Streptophyta; Magnoliopsida; Dioscoreales; Dioscoreaceae
Product: protein translocase subunit SECA2, chloroplastic
Exons: 31
Coding region: 31-3201 (1056 amino acids)
Biological process (GO): protein import; protein targeting
Cellular component (GO): chloroplast envelope; membrane
Molecular function (GO): ABC-type protein transporter activity; ATP binding
Source: RefSeq, a predicted model, not a curated record